Messenger RNA from Periconia digitata, 1903 nucleotides. NCBI's taxonomy places the organism in Eukaryota, Fungi, Ascomycota, Dothideomycetes, Pleosporales, Periconiaceae. The record is from the annotation of a GenBank genome assembly.
CCAGGCGAAACUCAUAUUGAUCGCAUGCCAAUGACAUAGUCUCCAUCAUCGACCUAACUGCAGCAGCACAACCGAGGCUCCCCAAUUCGGUAGAACGAUCGAGGAAAUGGGGCCCCCAACUUCUGUAUACCACCAAGAAUAUCUUUACCCGCGGAUUGGUAUAAGUUCAGCACAGCUGCUCGAGUUGAUUGGUUCGGCAGAUGUGAUACGAGGCGUUGGCGACCUUGGCUGCAUGUUCCAGGGCGUAUAGCCCUGCAUUGCACGCGUGAUCUACUAUGCACCGCGAGACAUACAUGUGCAGACCAGAUUCCCCCCCAAUUUGUACGUCACGUCGACAAUGGAGGGCGAAUUCAACAUGUUCGAUCCUGUCGUCGUCUCCUGUGUUCUAUUCGCCGUAUACUUCGUUGCUCGCUGCGUGCAUCGUCUCUAUUUACAUCCACUCGCGAAUGUACCAGGUCCCAAAAUUGCAGCUCUGACAUCAUUUCAUGAGCUAUGGUACGAUUGUUUCCAGGGAGGGGGUGGGCAGCAUGCAUUCAAGAUCCGCGAGAUGCAUGAUAUCCAUGGUCCCAUAAUCCGAAUCAACCCUUGGGAAGUCCAUAUAGAUGGAAGUGCAGACCCAGCGUUCUGGCAUGUCCUAUACUCGCAAUCGAACAAGCUGGAUAAAGAUGGCUGGUACUACAGCGGCUUUGGUGUGAGCACUGUUAGUACUCCAUCAAGCGAUGUUCAUCGUAUGCGACGAGGCGCACUCUCGAACUAUUUUUCACUGAGUCAUGUGCGCAAAUACGAACCCAUGGUCCAAGCACAAGUCUCCAAGCUCAUUGCCAGACUGGAAAAGUGCAGCAGUAAUAACGAAGUGAUUGAUCUCGCAAAUGCCUACCGGUGCUUGACAAUCGAUGUAGUCACUUCUUUUGCGGUGCCCGAGCCACGAAAGAUGCUCGAGCUAGAAGAUUUCGGGAAAGGAUUCAAUGGCACGAUGCGAGAUUUCUCCAAGCUCCUCACACUCCACAGACAUUUCAAAGUAGUUAUGCCUCUUGUCAAAGCCGUUCCAGACUGGCUAUUGCUCGCCAUGGACUCGUCGGGUACCGCUUUACAGGCCGUCGAAUUUGCGCGAAGCUUCGAAAAUCAAGCUCGCCUGACCGUGGAGCGUGAGGGGAAACCACCAUCUGGACAGGCGCCAUCGAUUCUCGAUACGAUCUACGGUGCACCCGAACUGGCACAAAAUGACAAGAUGAGCUCGUACAUGGUUCAAGAAUCCCAGAAUGUUGUCGGCGCGGGGACGGAAACCACCGCUGCGACUUUGACGACGCUCACUUACCAUCUUCUCUACAAUCGCGAUAUCUUGAACAGAUUAUUGAAAGAAUUAUCUGCCCACGCAGACAUCUCCACUGGGAGUUUUCAGUUGCGCACGACAGAACAACUCCCAUAUCUACAAGCAUGUAUCAACGAAGCGCUACGCAUAUCCAACCCCGUCACAGGACGCCUUCCGCGAUUAAAUCCGCGUGCACCAACAACGUACACCACCCUAGAUGGUAAAACAACAUACACGCUACCUCCCAACACGGUCAUGUCCAUGUCCAUGGCUGACCUCCACUUCAAUGCCUCCAUCUUUCCCUCGCCACGUACCUUCAAUCCAUCUCGCUGGCUCGAUAGCCCACCCGAGCACCUCAAAGCAAUGCACCGCUGUUUUGUUCCUUUUUCCAAGGGGAGUCGGUCUUGCCUGGGUAUGGAGGUGGCGAAGAUGGAGAUGACGCUGACGGUCGCGAACGUGUUCCACCGGCUGGGGAGCCGCAUGCAGUUGUGGGAGACGACGGAGAGGGAUGUGAAAUGGGCGCAUGAUUAUUUCGCGCCGUAUAUUCCAGUUGAUUCGAAAGGGUUGAGAGUGAAGAUUGGAAAUACCGCUUAA